This is a messenger RNA of Alternaria atra, 2088 nucleotides long. RefSeq lists its product as uncharacterized. Lineage: Eukaryota; Fungi; Ascomycota; Dothideomycetes; Pleosporales; Pleosporaceae. The transcript has 4 exons. The record is from RefSeq and is a predicted model, not a curated record. Gene Ontology annotation, molecular function: protein binding. The coding region runs from base 1 to 2088 and encodes 695 amino acids.
AUGUGGGAGCCUUUUGGAUCGCCUAAACACAACGCAACAGGAGAGUGGAGAGGCGGACCAAAUGAAAGAGGCACAUUUGAUAUCCUCUCUACAUGUCUUAUCACUCUCAUUCUGUGUGUGUGGACAGCACUGCAUCUCAACAUACCCGAUCAUGGAAAGACUUCAGUUACGCACAUGGCAAAGAGAAAGACUGUAUGGCUCGUCGUUGGCCUCUUUGCGCCAGAAUUUAUUGUCUUGCUUGCUUUCCAGCAGUGGCUCAGUGCGAAGCAGCUACAGUCAGAAAUUGCAAAGAUUGCUGAGCGGACACGCCCUCGAGAUAAAAUGACUGAUAGAGAAGAUAUGGGCCCCGCCGCACAUGUUGAUAAAGAGGAGGGAAAUAAUACCGACUCUUACUCGAUCGAAGAUGACGUCUCUCCACGACCUCUCGCCGAAUGGACGAAGAUCCACGCGCAUUACGCGCUUAUGGGUGGCUUCGCAUUUUCAACGCAUAGAUCAGAGAUAAACAUCCUACCGGAUGACAUCACGCGAGCCGUGCUCACAACACAAGGACUCUUACAUAUAAUAAAGUACUUUCCCGACCUGAUUCCCGAUAUUUCGGAAGAGGCAAUAGAAGAUAAGAGCAAAGCUAGUGCAUUAGCGAAGACACUGGUGUGUCUACAGGCGACUUGGUUUGUCGUCGAGACCAUCGGCCGACUUGCGACGAGUUAUCCUAUUAGUCUGUUGGAGAUGAACACGCUUGUGCAUGCGCUGUGCUGUUUGGCAGUAUACAUUGCUUGGUGGGACAAGCCCUUGGAUAUCGAGGAAUCCACGCUCAUACCCUGUGACAAUACAAGGACGGAAAGUUUGUGUGCUCGGAUGGUCGAGAAAAGCGGCCUGGGAGAGCUGCACAAACCCACCGAGCUCAUCGUACUUCCUAAAUUCUUAGCAGAUCCUUUACCAGGAACCUUUGAGGGCGUUCUUGUCAAGGCUGCGCAAGACCCAGAUGAAACAACCAACGGCAUAGAACCACCAAACUCGUUUGAAGAUUCUCGCAGGUCUGUGUAUGCCUGGUUGCACAUACAAGGAUACGAAAGCCUUUUCCAGCUUAUCAUGUCAGAAUUAAAAUUCGAUCUCAAUAAACCACUAGCCCAGUCGCCGUUACCGGCAUCAGUGAACAAGUCAUCUAGCGAUGCACAAACCAAGUCCAGGGUCAGACUAGUCUGCGAAAAUGAAAUGCUAGUUUUUGACACUGCUCUAACGAAUAUACGUGUCGGAACGGGCCAUCAUCGAAUAGACUUUCUCGUGCACAAGCCGCUCUUAACCUCUAGAUCGGAGUUCAUCAAGCGUGCCACCAGCGAGGAAUGGUACGGGAAAACUUUCAUCGCAGAUAAUGUAGAUCUACCGGACGACGACCCCAAUACUGUGAAACUAUACCUCAAUCUGGUCUAUGCGAAUCAGCUAGUCAUCAACGGUACUGGGCAGUGGCUGAAGCUGUGUCAGCUCUACGUGUUGGCAGAGAAAUUACAAGAUACUACGUCUAAGAAUAAGAUAAUCGACGGAAUGCUCGUCUUCUACCAAGAGCUGGUCAAAGAAACCCCACUGAGCGUUAACAGCAAACGUAUGCUCCCGGCUGCAGCAACAGUAAAGCUGUAUGAGGGUACGCCUGAUCGAAGUCAGGCCAGGAAGCUCCUCUUGGAUCUGUACUCCGACUUUGGCGACGAGUCCUGGCUUCGAAGCGAGCAGACAGAAUUGCCGGCCGAAUUCAUCUGCGACGUUGCCGUCCGAUUGUUGCAAAAGCGCACUUGUGUCAUCUUUGGCUCAAAAAUCAUGGGCCCUUCGUCUCACUACUAUGAACCCAGCGUAUCUUUGCCGGAAAAGGCCGGCACCGUGACUGGGGAAAUAAAUGAUGCCUCAAAAGACAGACAGAGCGACACGGUCAAGGUUGUUAAAUUAGCGGAGGAGAAUAUUACAGAAAAGGACACAAAUUCCAAAGACAUCAAGCCAGAAUCGAAACUCGGAAGUUCCGGCGCUGCAGCUUCUCAAGUGGCAACACCGGUUGCUGGCAAUGCACUGCCGCCACUCAAAGGGCUCGCGACGACAGUGAAAUGA